Morus notabilis is the source of this 1411-nucleotide messenger RNA. Its product is annotated as F-box/kelch-repeat protein OR23. Gene Ontology annotation, molecular function: protein binding. The transcript has 2 exons. The coding region runs from base 13 to 1278 and encodes 421 amino acids. NCBI's taxonomy places the organism in Eukaryota, Viridiplantae, Streptophyta, Magnoliopsida, Rosales, Moraceae. The record is from RefSeq and is a predicted model, not a curated record.
CAAAGGAGAGCGAUGACCCAAACUCUACCUUCUUCUUCUUCUUCUUCUUCUUCUUCUUCACCACCGAUAGUACCACCGAUCGGCGAAACCCUAACCCUAAUUCCGGGCCUCCCAAACGACGUCGCUUCGCUGAUUUUCUCCUUCAUCUCCUACUCUCACCAUGCCCGUCUCAAAUGCACCUGCCGAUCAUGGAGGCUGUUCCUCUCCUCCAAAGCCCUAAUUUCUCUCCGCCAGAGCCACCGGAACCUCUCCCACCUCCUCUGCAUCUUCCCCCAAGACCCCGCCGUCACUUCCCCUUACCUCUUCGACCCCAAGACCCUCGCCUGGUGCCCUCUCCCUCCCAUGCCCUGCAACCCCCACCGCUACGGCCUCUGCAACUUCGCCUCCGUCGCCCUCGGCCCCACCCUCUACGUCCUCGGAGGCUCCGUCUUCGACACCCGCUCCUUCCCUCUCGACCGCCCCUCGCCCUCCUCCGCGGCCUUCCGCUUCGAUUUCCACACCUGGUCCUGGGACCGCCUCGCCCCGAUGCUCGCGCCGCGCGGGAGCUUCGCUUGCGCUGCUGAGCCGAAUUCUGCUCAGAUCCUCGUCGCUGGCGGCGGCUCGCGCCACGCGCUGUUCGCGGCGGCCGGGAGCAGGAUAAGCUCGGCCGAAAGGUACGAUAUUGAGAAGGACGAGUGGGUUUCCGUUGACGGAUUACCGAGCUUUCGAGCCGGUUGCGUGGGAUUCUUCGUUAGGGAUGGGGAGGAGAGCGAGUUCUGGGUGAUGGGCGGCUACGGCGAAUCCAGGACGAUAUUGGGGGUGUUUCCGGUGGAUGAGUAUUACAGGGACGCUGUGGCUAUGGAAUUGAAGAACAGGAAAUGGCGAGAGAUUGGGGAUAUGUGGAAUUCAGGGGAAAGGGUGAGACUUGGGAAGAUCGUCGUUGUCGAGGAUGAAGAUCGUGGGCGUCCAGGGGUUUACAUGCUCGAUGGGAAUGACAUACUCAGAUAUGAUAUGGCUUCAAAUCGUUGGAGGGAAGAGUCACGUGUACCAAGGGAGGCACCUCUCAACUCAUCAUUUGGUUUUGUGGUAUUGGAUGGUGAGUUGCAUGUAAUUACCCUUAAGAGGGCUGUUGAAUCCGUAGAUACCCGCAGGUCGCGACAGCAUAGUAAGAAGACAGGAAUCUUGUACAUUCAAAUUUACAAUCCAAAGAGGAAGACAUGGAGAUCUCUUAUUACCAAGUCACCUUUCAACAGUUCCUUGGAUUUCAAUACAGCAGUUAUGUGCGACAUUCGUCUGUGAUUUGUAAAUCUCAUUGUUUGUGUAGGAAUAUGAUGCAAAUUUGUACCGAUACUAAGGGAUGCGUACAGUUCUGUUCUUUGUUAGCAGAUUGUAUAGCAUUAUGUAUAUUUAGGUCAAUAAGCUUCGGAGGACA